This is a messenger RNA of Polistes dominula (European paper wasp), 2162 nucleotides long. It is a transcript of the gene Sirt7, whose product is annotated as sirtuin 7. Gene Ontology annotation, cellular component: nucleus; chromatin. Gene Ontology annotation, molecular function: NAD+ binding; histone H3K18 deacetylase activity, NAD-dependent. Lineage: Eukaryota; Metazoa; Arthropoda; Insecta; Hymenoptera; Vespidae. The record is from RefSeq and is a predicted model, not a curated record.
UUGAUUAAAGAUGGAGGAGACGAGUAACGAGAAAUUCUCGUCGAGAAGACGUUCCGCUGUAAUUAAGUCUAUUAAAGCAAAGGAUGAACGAGUAGCAACAUACAAAAAGGUGGCUGCGAUACUGCAAAAACCUGAAAUUGACAGAACACCGGAGGAGGUGGAUAUACUCGUCUCUUGUAGUGAUGUAGUGAAGGAGGUUAAUUUAAGACAAGAAAAAAGGGAUAGGGUUAAAGCAAGAUUGGAAGAAAUUGAAGAUGUACCAGAGAUUUUGGAAGAAAAAUGUAUUAGGUUGGCUGCCGCUAUUAGCAGAGCAACUUCUCUUGCUGUUUAUACCGGUGCAGGUAUUAGUACGGCAGCAUCUAUUCCUGAUUACAGAGGAACCAAUGGCGUGUGGACUAGGAUGCAACAGGGAAAGGAUAUUGGGAAUCAUGACUUGAGUCAGGCUGAACCAACGGUAACACAUAUGGCUUUAUAUGCUUUGUACAAAGCACGAGUAUUAAAACACAUUGUAUCACAAAAUUGUGACGGACUUCAUUUGCGUAGUGGUAUACCACGCACUCUUUUAUCUGAAGUUCAUGGAAACAUGUAUGUCGAAGUUUGUAGAACUUGUAAACCGUCUAGAGAAUAUUGGAGGAUUUUUGAUGUUACUGAAAAGACAGCUAGAUAUUCGCAUGGUACGGGUAGAUUAUGUCACAAGUGUAAUUCCACUUUACAAGAUUCGAUAGUCCAUUUUGGCGAGAGAGGAAAUUUACCAUGGCCGAUUAAUUGGAACGGUGCUUCUCGAGCUGCCAAGCAAGCUGACGUGAUAUUAUGUUUGGGUUCUAGUCUUAAAGUUUUGAAAAAAUAUCCAUGGCUAUGGCAAAUGGAUAGGCCAGUACACAAACGUCCUUCAUUAUAUAUUGUAAAUUUACAAUGGACUCCUAAAGACGAAAACGCUGUAUUGAAAAUCAAUGGAAAGUGUGAUGAAGUUAUGAAAAAAGUCAUGACCCAUUUAGGAUUGGAUAUUCCAAAAUAUAAUCGUGCAAAAGACCCGAUAUUUUUUCACGCUAUAAGACUGCAGAACAGUGAAUUGCCAACUACGACUCAACCGUGCUUGGAGGAGCCAACCGUAGCGGCAGUAAAAAAAUCUCCGCGCCAAAGUACCGAGCAACCUAUUGAGGAUGCCGUACCAGAAACUAAAGAAACAGAAGACUGUAUUUCUCCUAUAAGCGUAACUGAUUCUAUAACUGCCUACUCAGCACCUUUCUUUACUGCAUUGCCAUUUUUAUCUAUGGGAUUACCUUUCCCACCUAUGUACAUGUAUCCUCAGUUAACUCCAUUGUUUUAUUAUCCAUUCAUGCAAAUACCCAAUGCUAAUUCAACAGAAAUACCAAAACCUAAACCAGCUUGUUCAUUUUGUAUGGAACAUGAAGGUUCCCUUACUUGCCUCUACUAUCAGCGCGACGGAGACGAUCCCGUGUUAUUAGAAACUGAAAAUGAACACAUACAAGAAACGGAAAAUGAACACAUACAAGAAACGGAAAAUGAACACAUACAAGAAACGGAAAAUGAACACAUACAAGAAACGGAACAGUUAGUUGCUGAUGCUCCAUUAGCAUCUGCUAAAAAUCCUGGAUGGUUUGGCAAAGGGUAUCGUAAAGGUAUGAAAAAGAAGCGGUAGCAUCCACUCGAAACAGAACGGCACGUAAUGGUUCCCCUUUUUAUUAUUAUUAUUAUUAUUAUUAUUACUGUACGCUAAUUAAAUGAUGAAUAUUAUAAUAGCGUACUUAAGUAUUUAAAGUCUUCAUAUCGUAACAACAAAUAUUAAACUUACACAGAACAUUUUUCAAUGUAGCGAGAUUCCGUUCGAAUGUUCAGUGCAUGAAUAGAUUUGUCGAGAUUAUCAGUCAGUUUUAAAAUAAUAGAUAGAAGCAAUUUCAGUGAAAUUGCUUUACAUGUUCUUAUUAAUAAGAUAACGUAGUCAUCUAUAGAUGAUUGAAAAUCGAGAAAGAAAUUAUUUUAUUAUUGAUAUUAGUUACACAUUUGAUUUGUCGCAUUAAUUGCUGUUUUUUAAUAACAAAUUUUGGUUCAAUCAAUCUGAAAUUUGUUUAAUGUUUCUGUAAAUUCAUUAUGUCUUAAACGUUAUACAUACAUAUAUAUAUAUAUAUAUAUAUAUAUAUAUA